Molecule: messenger RNA, 620 nt
Organism: Camelina sativa (false flax)
Lineage: Eukaryota; Viridiplantae; Streptophyta; Magnoliopsida; Brassicales; Brassicaceae
Source: RefSeq, a predicted model, not a curated record
AGACCAACCUCUCCAUUACAAAAAAACAUGUAACCAGGUCAAUGGUUCUGUUCUCUAAUUCCAUAUUAAUAUAAAGAAAGAAGACUCAUUGACUCUCUCUCUCUCACACACAGCUCAUUUAUAAAGAAACGUUUCUUGCAUAAUUCUAUGUAAGAAGAGAGAACAAUAGUAACUUAUGCAGGUUGUGAGAAGGAGGAUCCCAUCAGGAGAAGGCGUUGAGAUGCCUGGAAGAUCCGAGACAAACAGGGUCAGAAGGAGGAGUCAUGGCUCAGGUCUGAGGGUUCGAGUAGCUUGCACGUGCUCUGGACGGCCUGGUUCGACAAAGUGUGCGCGACACGGGUUUGUGGUGCCAAGCGAUGAGAGGCUAAUGAGGAAGGCCAGUGACGGUAGCAAAGAAGUGUUAAGGAGAGCUUUAACGCCUCCGAUCAGGCGGAUGAAUCUCCGGUGGUUGAACUUCCGACCAACACCUAGCCGGCUCUGUAAAAUGUCUUCUGUUUGAUAUCAUAUAACUGAGAACUUCUUUGUUUUGUUUGAAUAGAUUUGGAAACUUAGCACUCUGUUACGGGGACAAGAAAGUGUUAGAACAUUUUUGGAUACAAAGAAGGAAGGAAGAAAGAAAG